UACUGUGUACGUCGUGUACGCGAGGGAGAGAGUGAAAUUGUAAAGAUAAAAAAAAAAAAGAAAAAAAAAGAAAAAAAAUGUCUCUGAUCAGUAAGUGCGGUAACAUCGUCAUCGGUAGGACUUUACUCUGUUGUCGUUUAAAAACAAUCGAUCCAACGAAAUUCCACUUAAGAUGGUCCUCGUCGUCUAGUUUCAAUGAGAAACACGGACAAAACGUCAACAAUAACGAUAUCAUAAGAAAGUCAGUAUUUAUAUCGCAAUCGAAUGAUGUGUUCACCAAUCUGGCAUUGGAGGAUUGGCUAUAUCGUAAUUUUGACUUCACGAAUCAUCAUGUAUUGCUCUUGUGGCGUAAUGAUCCGUGCGUCGUAAUCGGCCGUCAUCAAAAUCCUUGGCUCGAGUGCGAUACACGUAUUACGGAGAAACAUGGUAUAGCGUUGGUACGCCGUAAUAGCGGCGGCGGUACCGUUUAUCAUGACAACGGCAAUCUAAAUCUAUCAUUUUUCACGCCAAAACAAAGAUACAAUAGGAGAUACAAUUUGGACAUUAUUACGAGAGCAUUAUAUCGUGAAUGGGGAUUGAAAGCUGUUGUAAACGAACGUGAGGAUAUUAUCGUCGAGGGACGAUAUAAAGUAUCCUUUGAUGUAUCUGGUACAGCGGCCAAAUUAGGACGACCCAAUGCUUAUCAUCAUUGUACGCUCUUAGUUGCAUCUAAUAAAACAUUGUUGAGUAUGAUCCUUGAAAGGAAAGAGACUGGAAUUAAAACAAAUGCUACAACGUCUACCCGUUCCUCUAUAAAGAAUCUAACGGAAGUUAAUUCGAAGGUAGAAAUAGAUAAACUGAUAGAUACCCUAGGUUGGGAAUAUUUACGUACAAAACCACUUGUUCUCGAAGACGGUGGUUACGAUCAUAUACAAGAACAAAAAGGAUUUCAAUUGAUUAAUCCCACCGAGGAUUGGUUUCCAGGUAUAGACAAAUUGAGGGAAGAAUUUUGUUCGUGGGAAUGGAUAUACGGAAGGACACCACAAUUUUCAAUAACGAAAGAUUUCGAUAUGCCAGCACCAAAUGGUAAUCUUUAUCGGGUUAAUUUGACAUUGGAAAUACAAAAGGGUAUAAUAGAAGAAAUAAGAAUGAGUUUGCCGGCCAAUUUGGCUUCACCCGAUUUAAAUCAAAAUGCUAACGUAUUAACAAAUCUACGAGGCAUGAGAUAUGAUAGCGACAUUAUGGACAAUAUAAUCGCAUUGAUCAGUUGCAAGAAUUUCGCUGAGAGCAUGUCGCAGAAUAUAAAAAAGACAAAUAUGGUCGCGACUCAAUGAUAGAUCGUUACUUCCUUCGAACGAUCCCAAGAAGUAACAUCGAUAAGAUAGAGGAUGAAGGACAAACGAAGGAAUCACAAUUAUCGUUUAUAGAUAACGUGUUUUCAACGUGACAAUACAUAUUGACAUCACGAUGACAUCACAUUUUAUUUAAGAUUCGUAAGCCUUCUGUAUUGUAACUGUAUUUUUAUUUUAUUUUAUA
Vespa mandarinia (Asian giant hornet) is the source of this 1515-nucleotide messenger RNA. RefSeq names its product Lipoyltransferase 1 (gene Lipt1). Gene Ontology annotation, cellular component: cytoplasm; mitochondrion. Lineage: Eukaryota; Metazoa; Arthropoda; Insecta; Hymenoptera; Vespidae. Gene Ontology annotation, biological process: protein lipoylation. The record is from RefSeq and is a predicted model, not a curated record. Gene Ontology annotation, molecular function: lipoyltransferase activity.